AUGUCGUCCCUAGCAACCUUCACACUAUUCCCUCUCCUCCCCAAAGAGUUGCAGCUCGCAAUCUGGGAGUGCUUCAUCUCACAGAACCCUCAAACAGUGGUCAUAACCCAGACUGGUGGGUUCUGGGCUACAACCAACAACCUGUCCAUCCACGUCCCGCUAGGCAUCGGUGGGUCGAUCUUUAGGUAUACGGAUGGCAGGGAGCAAUUCGUCGCGAAGUGCUCUGGGAAAGUCCAAGUGGCCUUGCAUACUAAUGUCCUGGCCAGAGAGCUGGCACUUACACAUUUCCAUCGCGUCAGAUUUGACGCCGUUAACGACCAUCCGAGAUAUUUCAACUUCUCCAGAGACGUCCUGGCAAUACGCUGCCAUCCCGAGUGGGGCAUCCAUCCUAAACCAGGUCCGGAGGUCAUGGAGUCGCUCGCGACAGUGCAGAACUUGGUUAUGCUUGGGUUUAGGCAUAGAGGAUAUGCGCUCAUGAGCUUGUCGCUUGCACCAUUUCUGCGUCUGAAGAGGCUGACUCUGUUUAAGAGAAGAGAUAGUGGUCCCGGGGACCACAUGGAGCGGUUUCUGACGAGGGCGGUGCAGAGGUUCUGGACCGAGAAAAUGAAUGCCAGACAAGUAGGCUGCGGGCUACAAGCUUCUCAACCACCCGAGAUGAUAUUCUGGGGAUCUAGGCAGCUGCACGAGUUCGAGGAAAGUUUCGGUGAGGCCCAGGAUGCAUAG
Drepanopeziza brunnea f. sp. 'multigermtubi' MB_m1 is the source of this 723-nucleotide messenger RNA. RefSeq lists its product as uncharacterized. NCBI's taxonomy places the organism in Eukaryota, Fungi, Ascomycota, Leotiomycetes, Helotiales, Drepanopezizaceae. The record is from RefSeq and is a predicted model, not a curated record.